GGCGCCGUUUCCGGUCGGCUCGUGCUUAACGUGUUCACAGUUGUCACCCUCAGAGUUAAAGAGCAGCGGAGAGAGGACGAACUGACCCGAACUCUCUGCCCGACCCGAACGCCGCCCGAACACCGCGGGCUCGAGACGCCGUCCGGUUGUGUUUUCCCGCUCCGCUCGAACCAAACUUCCUGUAUGAAGUUACCGUUUUGUCGCCGCUCCGCCGCCUCCAGGCUCCAGCUUCUCUCCGGUGGAAAUCCUGUUUAUCCGGCUGGAAAUGAGGUUCCAGUGACCGAGAGGGAGUCCGAGCCGAGCCGAGCCGAGCCGAGCUACACUAAACUAGACUAACCCAGACUAACCCUGCUGAUGUGUCGGGUUAACAGAGCCGCGGACAGAGAGAAUGAGAAGAUGAAGCGGGCUCUGUGGAUUCUGGUGUUUUUCCUGGGGAGUUUUGAACGGAGCUGCGGCAGCGGUGUGGUGUUUACGAAGCACCCGUCCAAUCAGACGGUUUCUCAGGGGAACGCGGCGAGGCUGGGCUGUGCCGUUCAGGGCGUGGCCGAGCCAGAGAUCGUGUGGAUGAAGGACGGAGAGAAACUGUACAGCACCGACCAGAUGUUCAUCACACUGGGGGAGCAGCACUGGGAGACCUUCCACAGUGUGAAGUCGGUCCAGCAGCAGGAUGCGGGUCAGUACUGGUGUGAAGUGGAAUUCCGCGGUCUGAUGUUCUCGUCUGAGCGAGCCUGGAUCACCGUGGAAGGUGUCCCUCACUUCCUGCAGGAGCCUCAGGACGUGGCCACAUUCCCCAACGCUCCCUUCAACCUCACCUGUGCGGCCAUCGGCCCCCCUGAGCCCGUGGAGGUACUGUGGUGGCUGGGGGGGGUCCAGGAGGGAGAGCCCAGACCGUCGCCCUCUGUCCUCCACGUCCAAGGUGUGAACAGCAGUGUGAAGUUUUACUGUGAAGCCAAGAACACCAGAGGGAUCUCAGUCUCCAGAACCGGAACAGUUCACAUCAAAGUGUUGCCAGGGGCUCCGGUCGAGCUCCAUGUCCUGAGGAUGGUGGACAACAACAUCACGUUGUCAUGGAAACCAGGAUUCACCGGUCACUCUGAGCUGUCCACCUGCAUCGUCCAGGUGUGUCGACGGGCCGUCAGGAGGUGGGACCUCCCUCAGCAGGAGGUCCAGGUUCCUCCUCACCUCCUGGUCCUCUCAGGUCUGAGGAGUCACUCUAACUACAGCGCCAGGGUCUCCUGUGUCAACGAGGUGGGGGCAUCUCCUUUCUCCCCCUGGCUGCACUUCCACACGCCUGAGUCAGUGCCCUCGGUGGCCCCCAGGAACCUGACCUUUGACCUGUCGGAGCAGCAGCUGUCUCUGAACUGGGCGAAGCUUCAGGAGGACGAGCUGCAGGGGAAACUGUUAGCCUACAAGGUGCAGUGGACUCUGGGAGGAGAACCACAGGAGCCUCUGCUGUUUAAGGGGAACUGGGCUCAGCUGUCAGGAGGAGGUCGCUUCUUUAACGCCUCCUUCCAGGUGUCGGCCUGCACCUCAGUGGGCUGUGGUCCCUGGAGCCGCCCGGUGCUGGUUCUGCCGGCCUCAGUGCAGGUCCAGGUCCCACGGAGCCACAUGUGGGUCGGGGUUCUGCUGGGUCUGCUGGUGGCCACUGUGGUGGGUCUGCUGCUCACUGUCCUUGCUCACCACCGAGGAAAAGAGACACAGUUUGGCUCAGUCUUUAAGCCUCCAGGUCCUGAGAGCUCCGUCUCCUUCACAGCAGCUCGGUCCUUCAACAGGAACUGUUCUGAACCGCAGGAGUCCACAUUGGACAGUCUGGGUAUAAACAACGACCUGAAGAACAAACUGCAGGACGUCCUGAUCCCAGAGAGACUCAUCACACUGGGACACAUGCUGGGGAAAGGUGAGUUCGGCUCAGUACGUGAGGCAUUCCUGAAGACUCCUGAGGACACGUCGGUCCAGAAAGUCGCAGUCAAAGUCCUGAAAUCUGACAUCACCUCGUCAGGUGACAUCGAGCAGUGUCUGAAGGAGGCGGCCUACAUGAAGGACUUCCACCACCCCAACGUCAUCCAGCUCAUUGGAGUGAGUCUUCACCGGCGUCCGGGCCAGAGGCUGCCGAUCCCGAUGGUGGUCCUGCCAUUCAUGAAACAUGGAGACCUGCACACCUUCCUGCUGCUGUCCAGACUGGGAGAGCAGCCAUUUGACCUGUCCCUGCAGACCCUGGUCCAGUUCAUGUUGGACAUCUCCCGGGGGAUGGAGUACCUGAGCAGCAGGAGCAUCAUCCACAGAGACCUUGCCGCCAGAAACUGCAUGCUGGAUGAGAACAUGACGGUGUGUGUGGCAGACUUCGGUCUCUCUAAGAAGAUCUACAGUGGAGAUUAUUACAGACAGGGCUCCGUCUCCAAACUGCCUGUGAAGUGGAUCGCUCUGGAGAGUCUGGCCGACAACGUCUACACAACACAGAGCGACGUGUGGGCGUUCGGUGUGACAAUGUGGGAGAUCAUGACUCGUGGUCAGACUCCGUACCCCGGGGUGGAGAACUCUGAGAUCUACGAGUUCCUGAUCAAAGGAGAGCGACUGAAGAGACCUGCAGACUGCAGGGAGGACAUUUACGACAUCAUGCACAGCUGUUGGAGUCCUGUUCCUAGGUGUCGUCCCAGUUUCCAGCAGCUGGUGGAGCAGUUGGAGUCUUUGUGGCUCAGCCUGUCCCCCACCCCCCAGAAGGAGCCCCUACUCUACGUCAACCUGGAGGGGGGGGGGGCUGGGCAGGGAGGGAGGAGGACGAGUGAGCGCCCUGGGCCCAGAGGAGGCAGCAUCAGCUGGAGUGUCCCCUGGCAGCGGCGGGCGGAGGACGAGGAGAAGGAUUGGCUUAUGGUGGGGUCGGGGGCGGCGCUCGCCAUCGGAGGAGACUACAGGUACAUCAUCGGCCCCUGUGGAGGCCCUGAGGGAGAGGAGGGGGAGGGGGAGGAGGAGGAGGGAGGGAGGAGGAGGAGGAGGGAGUCGAUGGACACUUUACAGGAGGAGGUGAGGGACGCGGAGGACGAGGAUGACAUCGUCAUUAACGUCUGACAGAGACUGACCAAUCACAGCACUCCCACCUGAUUGGCCCGUUAGUCAGCUGACCAGAGAGAGGCGCUUGGUUUACUGCACCAAGCAGCAGCAGGAGGGCGGAGACUGAACUUUGAGCUCAGACUGAAGGUACUGUCUGUCAGAGUAAUCUCAUUACACACACCUGUCACACCUGGUCACUGCCUCUGACACAAUCAGCACAAACACACACUCUGCUGCAGCUAAUGAUUACUCUUGUCAUCCAUUGAUCUCCUGAUCAGUUCCCUGAUCGAUUAUUGAUAAAUGUCUCAGAGGAAACAGGAAGUCUGCUCUGCAGCUGGAACCAGACUGAUCAGUUCUUAAAACAGGUUCUGAUUAUUUUUCUGAUGAUUGACUCAUCAACUAAUCAACUAAUCAAUAAAUCAAUCAAUCAAACAUCAGACUGAGUCAACAGUCGACCUGAGACGGAGCUCAAAAUCACUUUAUUUCACUGAACACAACAACACAAGAAGAAGGAACGACAACAUCAGAACAUUAGAACCACGUUAGAAUGACAGUAAAGUCCUCAGGUUGUGUUGGAUCAAACGGGUCAACAACUGUCUGUCUUUAUGAAGCUUUUACUGUGAAAUCUGAGGCUACAGAGGAAACUGGUCCUUCAAAAUAAGAGCUCUACUUUGGAUAUUUGUUGGAGGACAGACUCAGGAUGCUGUCCUGUACUAGACUAGACUGGACUGGACUGGGACAGACCAGUUUGUACAGUAACUGUUCAGUUUGACACUGAGAUCAUGACGAGUUCAGAUAUCUGACAUUGUUUUCGUCUUUGAACGCACCAUGUGGCCUCUGUUAUUCUGUUACCUCUGUUAGUUCCUGAGCUUUCGGCACAGAUCCUGGUCUUCUUCCUCACUCCACCAUGUGAUGAUGAAACGUCUCUUCAGGACCUGAAGAGUCCAGGAGAGGUGGGUGAAAGCUCAGGAACCUUUAAACUGAACUGUUUCUGUUGAACAUGAAGCAGAUCAGAGUCACAGUCUCAACAACUCAUCAAUAAAUCAUCUGAUCAGCUGAUCAAUAAUCUGCUCAGUGUUUGAUCACUGGAGUUGUUGUUGCUGAGACGUCUGAGGACGUUUCUACUGUUCCUCUGGUUCACAGUGAGACUGACUGGUCAUGUGAUAGAUACAGAUCAAUAAUUAAUUAGAGGUCAGAGGUGACUGACAGCUGCUCUCAGCUGCAUGAUCAAUACUUCCUGUCUGAUGAUUGAUUAGUUGAUUGAUAAAGAGAACGGAUGUUUUUAUUUUCACACUUUGAAGAGAAAACCAUUGACUGGGAGAAAAAUCAGCAGAUUAAUCAAUCAACUAUAAUCAAUAACAGUCAGUUCACCCUUUAACUGAAAAUGUAACAAAUUUACUAUGAAUCAGGUUUAAAACAUAUUCUUUAACGUUGAUCAGUGGAAGUGAAGGAUUCUGGGACGUUGUCAGGAGUUAUUUGAUCGAUUGGAUGAAAACAUGAUGAAAAUAAGCUGCAGUCGUAUUAACAACAUUAAUAAUGUGUUUGUUGUGAACUUGUAGAGUCAGGAUCCGGUUUCCGAAGUCUUAAUGAUUUCAGUUUUUAUUGAACCUGUUUUUAAUGGGCGGGGGGGGGGGGGCUGGUCUACGUCAGUCCGGCCCUGACUGCUGCUGUAAAUACUGUUUCUAACACUGACACUGGUGGUUUCGUUUCCUGGGACCACAGUGAACUGGACCAAACCAGGUCUCCUCCAGGUCUCUGUGGAGGUCUAAUGAUCCGGUUCAGGUCGUGUUGUCUGACUGCUGGGAUGUUUUUAAUGUGUCACAUUUUAAUGAUUAAACUUGAAGUUGUCACUUCCUGUUGUUGUGUCCUCACCUGUCUGACCCCACACCUGUACAGAGACCUCACCUGUGAAUAAAGUCUGACCUGUGUCACUGA
Messenger RNA from Lates calcarifer (barramundi perch), 4980 nucleotides. RefSeq names its product TYRO3 protein tyrosine kinase (gene tyro3). Gene Ontology annotation, biological process: multicellular organism development; protein phosphorylation; nervous system development. NCBI's taxonomy places the organism in Eukaryota, Metazoa, Chordata, Actinopteri, Centropomidae. The record is from RefSeq and is a predicted model, not a curated record. Gene Ontology annotation, cellular component: signaling receptor complex. Gene Ontology annotation, molecular function: ATP binding; protein binding; transmembrane receptor protein tyrosine kinase activity.